Diprion similis is the source of this 1946-nucleotide messenger RNA. RefSeq names its product serine protease gd-like. Lineage: Eukaryota; Metazoa; Arthropoda; Insecta; Hymenoptera; Diprionidae. The transcript has 8 exons. Gene Ontology annotation, molecular function: serine-type endopeptidase activity. Gene Ontology annotation, biological process: proteolysis. The record is from RefSeq and is a predicted model, not a curated record. The coding region runs from base 482 to 1906 and encodes 474 amino acids.
AAAUUGAGAAAUCCUUGUACGACAGGACCGUUAACAACCGGAGCGGUAAACUUGUGAGAAUGGUAAACAUCAUUAUAAUCACUUAUAAAUCCCUGGUACAUAACAGAAUGACAAAUUGUGGGAUCUUCUGGUGUCACAUUGAAGCAACAUUGUGUUUGUGUCGUUUGCUCAUGCAUCGGAAAAGAGUGCGACACAAUUCCCUCCUUUGACAUUCCGCUGGAAGACGAAACCGUGCGAUCUUUUUCCUCCUGUCGAUGUCGCUGUGCAGCUGCAGUGUUUCGCAGUACAUUCGACCAGCGACGACGGGAAAUCUUGAAUCUACGAGAAAAUCGAAAAAAACGCGAUUGCGAUGCUGGACUGAAUGUAUUAUAGUGAAAUGCUAGCUGUGCGGAUUACUGCUUCACAUCACGCUUCGUACAUGAUGUUUAAUCUGGAUUAGACGAAAAUGAUGAAGUAUCAGGAUUGAUUCGUGUAUUUCAGAAUGUACCAUAAAUACCUAGUGAUCGUAGCAUUGGGAGUGUUAAUCCACCUCGUCAGGAUAGGAUUUGGUCAAAUUCAUAGUCCAUGUCCGAAUGUCUUUCGAUAUGUCAGAAAUGAGACCACUGGAGACAUUGAAGGUCACAUAGAGAUACAUAAUGUCCCAAAAGGCAUUGCUCUACAUAUCAUGAUGAGAUUAAGCAUUGCUAUAGGUCUUCCUACGAAAUACGUAGGUAAGCUGGAGUUAGCAGAGCGAAGGGAUUUGGCGGUCAAGGCAGUACAACAAGGCAGGCCCUUGAGUUAUCGCUUACAUUUUCCACUACAACAUCCAUUGCCGCUUCUUACGAGAAUUUUGUUCAAUAACCAGGAAUAUUGCUCUGGAAGACGAGCAAUUGGACCAAUUGUUACAUCGAUUACAUUAGAGCACAUUUUAUAUCCUCCUGGGAUAGUUCCUGAUCAUCCGAAAAUUCCGCCACCACAAGUUCAAGUGCAAAUUUUGAAUACAAUGCCAGUAACAUCGUCAACUUUGGCAGCUUUACCUAGUGAAAGCACGGUGCCUGUGACAGAGGCUUCAUGGAAACCGAUUGCAUCUGAUAUUUUGCCGCGAGAUUCAAUAGAUGACGAUAUUUGUGGACGUUCAAGUAAAAGUGACAUAAAUUUAUUAAUUUCGAAAGGGGAAAAAACAGAGCCUGGAGACUGGCCCUGGUUAGUUGCGAUUUUUGUAUCCAGAAUCAAACUGGAAUUUCAAUGUGCCGGAAAUCUUAUCAGCAACAAACAUGUACUUACAGCUGCUCACUGCUUGAAAAGUGGCAACGGCCAAGAAUUGCCGACGAGUACUUUAUUAGCAGUCGUUGGACGGUAUAGACUUCGGAAUUGGGCUGAAAAAACCUCGGUAACAUACGAAGUAUCAGAAUUUACAUUGCAUUCCGAAUACGGGCGACGCGGAGCACUUUUCGAUAGUGAUCUCGCAGUUAUGACACUGAUGGAGGCAGUCACAUUUGGAAAUUUGAUUUUACCAAUAUGCUUAUGGACCGGGCCUCCCCAGAUUGAAAGUGUUGUUGGUAAAACUGGAUUUGUUGUUGGGUGGGGUCGCGAUGAACUAGGGACUCCAGUCACAGCAGAACCUAGGAUGGCCAGAGUGCCAAUUGUAUCACAGGAGGAUUGCUUGAGAAGCAAUCCAGAUUUUGCACAAAUUACUUCAAAUCGGACCUUCUGUGGAGGGUCGAAGGAUGGUAGUGGACCUUGUAAUGGCGAUAGUGGUGGAGGACUUGUAUUGUAUGAUUCGCACAAGCAGAGAUAUCACCUACGAGGAGUUGUGUCACUGUCACUACUUGAUCGAGACACAGGGGCAUGCGAUUUAUCACAAUAUGUUGUCUACACAGAUAUUGCAAAAUACUUAGAUUGGAUCCAGGAGCAAAUUACAACCUAAAGAAUAUAGUCAUUCUUGUUAUCCAGUUUACUAGAAAACA